Tachyglossus aculeatus (Australian echidna) is the source of this 2029-nucleotide messenger RNA. It is a transcript of the gene DAPK3, whose product is annotated as death associated protein kinase 3. The record is from RefSeq and is a predicted model, not a curated record. NCBI's taxonomy places the organism in Eukaryota, Metazoa, Chordata, Mammalia, Monotremata, Tachyglossidae. Gene Ontology annotation, cellular component: nucleus; cytoplasm. Gene Ontology annotation, molecular function: protein serine/threonine kinase activity; ATP binding. The coding region runs from base 74 to 1438 and encodes 454 amino acids. The transcript has 8 exons. Gene Ontology annotation, biological process: protein phosphorylation; positive regulation of apoptotic process; intracellular signal transduction.
UUUUGUCCUGGAUUCGCCGGCUUUCCCCGGAGAAGAGGACCCACCCCACCCCCCCACCCCGCGGCCAUUCACCAUGUCCACCUUCAGGCAGGAGGAUGUGGAAGAGCACUAUGAGAUGGGCGAGGAGCUGGGCAGCGGUCAGUUUGCAAUUGUGAGGAAGUGUCGGCAGAAGAGUAACGGGCUGGAGUACGCGGCCAAGUUCAUUAAGAAGCGUCGCCUGUCGUCCAGCCGGCGGGGGGUGAGCCGGGAAGAGAUCGAGCGGGAAGUGGACAUCCUGAGGGAGAUUCAGCACCCCAACAUCAUCACCCUCCAUGACAUCUUUGAGAACAAGACGGACGUGGUGCUGAUCCUGGAGCUGGUCUCUGGCGGGGAGCUCUUUGACUUUCUGGCUGAGAAAGAGUCCCUGACUGAGGAGGAGGCCACACAGUUUCUGAAGCAGAUCCUCGAUGGGGUCCACUACCUGCACUCUAAGCACAUUGCCCACUUUGACCUAAAGCCUGAGAACAUCAUGCUUCUGGACAAGAACGUGCCCAAUCCUCGCAUCAAGCUGAUCGACUUUGGCAUUGCCCACAAAAUUGAGGCAGGGAAUGAGUUCAAGAACAUCUUUGGGACCCCAGAGUUCGUGGCUCCUGAGAUCGUGAACUACGAGCCCCUGGGGCUAGAGGCUGACAUGUGGAGCAUUGGAGUGAUCACCUACAUCCUUUUAAGCGGCGCAUCUCCAUUCUUGGGUGAAACCAAACAAGAGACCCUGACCAACAUCUCGGCGGUGAACUAUGAUUUUGAUGAGGAAUAUUUCAGUAACACCAGCGAGCUGGCCAAGGACUUCAUCCGCCGACUACUCGUCAAGGACCCCAAGAAGAGGAUGACCAUUGCCCAGAGCCUGGAGCACUCCUGGAUUAAGGUGAUCAAGAGGAGGAACGUGCGGAACGAGGACAGCGGCAAGAAGCCCGAGCGGCGGCGGCUGAAGACGACCCGGCUCAAGGAAUACACCAUCAAGUCCCACUCCAGCAUGCCUCCCAACAACACCUACAUCAACUUCGAGCGCUUCUCCAAGGUGCUGGAGGAAGUGGCGGCGGCCGAGGAGGGCCUGAAGGAGCUGGAGCACAGUAAGAAGCUCUUCCGGGAGGACAUCGAGGCCCUGACCUCCAUCUAUGAAGAGAAGGAGGCCUGGUACAAGGAGGAGAACGAGAGCAUCGGCCAAGACCUGCGGCAGCUCCGCCAGGAGCUCCACAAGACGGAGGCCCUGAAGCGGCAGACCCAGGAAGAGGCCAAGGGGGCCCUGCUCGCCGCCAACGGGCUCAAGCGGGGCUUCGGGCGGCUGGAGAACCGCUACGAGGCCCUGGCCAAGCAGGUGGCAUCGGAGAUGAGGUUCGUCCAGGACCUGGUGCGGGCCAUGGAGCAGGAGAAGCUGCAGGAGAGCGACUGCGGCAUCCGCUAGCAGCCCCGACCACCUCCGGCGGGGGGCUGAGCGGGGGCGGCAUUCUCCUUCGUGGCCGUCUCCUGCGGGCAGCAGCCCGGACUGGUUCCGUACGGAUGGCUAGAGAGACCAGUGAAGCUUCUCAUUUGUUUUCUUCUUCCUCUUCCCAGUGUACAUGGGAAAUUUCCACUUGUUCCUGCACCAGGAGGGGAGCGGGCUUAGGCGGACAGGUUUAGUUCAAAUCGUAACUCGAUUCUAGGGCUAAGGAAAUUUUCUUUUCAACUUCCUUUUCAAAUCUGUUUGUCGAAGUAUAAGCACCUUUAGGACAAAUGGCUUUUUUUUUCCCCCUCCUCUGGUCCGGAAUGGGCCCCGCCCUGCCCCGACCCCUGUCCCUACACUCUCGACAGAGUGGACUCCCCUCUCCCUUUUCUUGCUCCCUCCCUUCUCUGGCCAGUUGAAUACUCACGUAGUGGAUGAUAUACUCACAGUAGCGGGACCCGAUCUGUACCUGUUAUAUAUGGCUAUAAUUGGACUCGGGUCCUGGAACAAUGUAAUGCACACAACGUAUGCGGUAAUGCAUCAUGAAUAAAAUAAAGUUUUAUACCUAUAGGA